This is a messenger RNA of Nezara viridula (southern green stink bug), 1758 nucleotides long. Lineage: Eukaryota; Metazoa; Arthropoda; Insecta; Hemiptera; Pentatomidae. The record is from the annotation of a GenBank genome assembly.
GUUUAACCGAACAUCCAUUUGGCAGUUUCAUUACAGCGUAAGGGAUUUAAACCUGUUCGAAAUGUCGUCUUAUAAAUUGUUUCUAGUGAAUUUGUACGUUAUAUUUUUGUCUUCGAUAGUUGUCGGUAGUGGAUUUCAUAGCAUCCCUUUGAAGAAAGUCAAAGUGAAGCAAGCAUUACCUUUUCGUACCGGAGCAAACAGGUUGUUCAGAGGGAGAUUUCCAAUGUCUCUAGAUCUUAUAAAUUUCAAAAAUUUACAAUAUUAUGGAAUUGUAUCUGUUGGAACCCCGCCACAAGAAUUCAAUGUAUUAUUCGAUACGGGUUCCGAUCUGUUCUGGAUUCCGUCUAUCAACGACUCAACAACAUGUGGCAGUGCUGGAGACCAUUCUCAGUUCCGAAAUAAAAAUUCACGAACUUACCAAAGCGCUAAUCAAAAGGUUUCCUAUCAGUACGUUAAGGGUCACCUAGACGUUGCUCUGGCCAAGGAUACGGUUACGGUUGGAGAUAUAGUGGUACAACAACAGCUUUUUGGACUCAGCCUUCGGGGCGAUUGCGAUGGACAAACUUUCGACGGGAUCCUCGGGAUGUCGUUCACUGCUAGCGAGGAAAGGACCACUCUCUUCGAGAACAUGAUCAAGCAGAAUCUUCUUUCUCAGCCUAUAUUUUCGUUUUACCUUAACAGGAAUGUGGACAGUAACAGCGGUGGCCGGUUGAUCAUCGGUGGAUUAGAUCCCAACAACGGAGGAAACAACACGUUUGACGUUCAUAAUGUAGUGGAGGAUUCACAGUUCUGGUCUGUAAGGACGGAUGAGAUUAGGUUAGGAUCUUACACAAUUUCGAAAAGGAUCCAUGCUGUUCUUGACACAGGAACUUCAUUGAUAAUUGCUCCAACAUCAGCCUGGCAAGAAGUUCUGACCACCUUCGAAAAAUACGAUGUGGAAAUGGAUGAAUCUUCCUUAUUAGUUGUCAAAUGCAGCAAAAUUGACCAACUACCACAGAUAACUUUCGUAAUAGAUGGCAAGUCGUACAGUCUGUCAGGAAGGGACUAUUUGUUAACAAAUUUACAAACUAGUGGAUAUUGCUUAAUUGGAAUAAGCACUGCCAACAUUAAUAACGAGUGGAUACUUGGUGACAUAUUUCUUGGAAAGUACUAUACCGUAUUUAAUUACAAGGACAGGACGGUUUCUAUAUCUUCCCCUGGGUCUUCAAACGUACCAAGGGGCAAAAACCAGAGCAAAUCCAAGAAUAAUGGCGCUUCAGCAAAUUCUGUUUGGAUUCCAGGAUUGGUCUUAUCUCUGGUUUGCUGCUUGGGUAUUUUCAGAAAAAAUAUUUAAAGAAAAAAAAUCCAUAUCUAAAUGAUUCAAUGUGUGUGCCACAAAGACUUUCUGAGUCAAAAUUGAAUUGACAAAAUGUUAAAUCCACUUAAUUCAAGAGAAUUUCUUAAUUGGCAUAAUUUAAGGCCCUUUCUGGUGGAUUUAAUAAGAAAUUUUUAUAACAUUACUUUUAUAAUACUGUUAAUUACUGGAUACUGAUGCCAUAGAAAAUGUUAUUGUAGUGUGUAUUUUUUAUAACUAUAUAAAUGAGAUUCAACUAAUAUAUUAAAUGAUAAAUCAAAAUAAAUAAUAAUAAAAGAAAAACAGAAUAAGCACACCAUCUUACUGUUUAAGUCAAAGAGAUCUGUUUUAUCAAUUUUCAUAUAUCUAUUACUUAGUAAGAAGAAGGUAUUGGCUUAAUAAUAUUUUGUUUUUUAUGUCUUUCA